This is a messenger RNA of Leptinotarsa decemlineata (Colorado potato beetle), 2887 nucleotides long. RefSeq names its product Ret oncogene (gene Ret). Gene Ontology annotation, cellular component: plasma membrane; signaling receptor complex. Lineage: Eukaryota; Metazoa; Arthropoda; Insecta; Coleoptera; Chrysomelidae. Gene Ontology annotation, molecular function: ATP binding; transmembrane receptor protein tyrosine kinase activity. Gene Ontology annotation, biological process: positive regulation of kinase activity; protein phosphorylation; cell surface receptor protein tyrosine kinase signaling pathway. The record is from RefSeq and is a predicted model, not a curated record.
AUGUGGCGAGGGAUGAACGAGAAGGGUAAAGGGCAGGCUGGCGAGGUUAUUUCCCACCCCCAUCUGAUAUUCGUCGACAACGACACUUUGGAUGCUAAUCACUAUGACGCACUAAUCGUAGGAGGCGACAUUCCUAAUCUAUUGAAACCCAUUUGUAAGAAACAUCCCCUUCCUCAAAAGGGAUACGGAAUGCAGACAGUUAUUCACUGUGGUACAAAAAGUAUGUACGAAAGUAUGGCAAAUAUGCAGAUUCGUUUUGUAAUCAUGGAUACACCACAAUCCUUAACGAGGUUGAAGCUUUAUCCAAGAAGUAUUGUCAAAGUUUUUAGAACUGCUGCUCCUUUAGCUAGGGUUACCCAACCGACUGAUAUAAGGAACUGUAGUGUUUUUGAAUUGGUAGAAAUCAACCAAACGAAAGGAAAACCCAUUUUCAGUAUUACUCCAGAGGAAGGCAUAGUCUUCGUUCACGACUUCCUACAACUGAAGAAAAAGGCUUCAGAAUAUAUCAGUUUGAACAUUUCAUGGUUCAGACAAAAUCAAAGAGAAUAUGACGAACUCCAAGUUAGAAUUGUUGAAGAACCUAACAAAACAUGUGAUAAUAUGGAGUACUUUGAUAGUUGGGUUACUUGUGCAGAAUAUGGAACACCGGAAGAAUGCCUAAGGAAAAACAGUUGUGGAAUUUCAACUGGUGGAUCACCUAGUGUCGAAUUGAGAAGAGGACCAGAAAGAUGCAUGUGGAGAGGAGAUGUCAUAUCCUCAAAUAUAACCCAUUUGUAUUCCACGUGUUCUCCAGAUAUCAGAACGUGUCCGGACGGGAUCUGCGAUUCUCUAGAAAUGCUGCAUGAUUCAAUCUGUCCGCAGGACUGUACUACUCAGCCUGUUGUUCCUCUGAAAAUAAACAAAAUGACAGGAAGAGGGGUAGACGUUGCUAGUGGUACUGUGGUAUGCUCCCGUGUGAACUGUUAUUCAGUGAAGUCGAAGAAAGGAAGAAACAAUAACAGAAAAGAGUCCAAGGAUAAGGAAAAGAAACAUUCAUUGCUGACGCAAACACAUGCAAAUGGUUCAGUCAGUCAUUUGAAUUUCAAUUCUACACACGAAAACAUCACUGCUGGAAAAUUCAGUCUCGACAUUGGCAAAUGUGGAACUAUGUGCAUCAUGGGAGUGGGAGUUGGAACCUUAUUUUUGGCUGGUUCUAUAGCUUUCAUAGUAAUAUGCUAUAAACUGGACAGGACAAAUAAAGCUGUUCGAAAGAAGAUCGAAGAAGAUAAUCAGGAAAUGACAGCUCCUUUAUCCAUCUCUGGUCCAGGAAAUGUUCACAAUGAUCCGCUUGCAUUCAGUUUCAAUAUUACGACUCCUAUGAAUGAUACCACUUUUAUCAAUAAUAUCAUCAAUAAGUUUACGCCUGAUCCCAAAUGGGAAUUUCCCAGAUCACAACUUGUCAUAAUGCAAACCCUUGGAGAGGGAGAGUUUGGUCGUGUUUUGAAGGCGAAAGCACUGAACAUAGCCGGACAAACAGGUCAUACAACAGUUGCUGUGAAGACACUGAAGGAUGAUGCGAGAGAAUCGGAACUCAAUGACCUCCUCUCCGAAUAUCAACUACUCAAAGAAGUCUCUCACCCUAAUGUGAUUCGACUUCUAGGAGUUUGCACUGAACCAGAAGGACCCGUGUAUCUCAUUAUAGAAUAUGCAGAGCAUGGAUCACUGAGAAACUAUCUGCGGCGUAGCAGAAAACUCCAACAAGAUUUCAUCAAUGACAAGUCACCACUAGCCCCGAAGGAAAAUGAUGAAUUCAAUUACGAUGAACCAAAAACCAGUGACAUCACGCCAAAUACUCUUCUUUCUUUUGCAUGGCAAAUAUCUAAUGGGAUGGCAUAUCUUAGUGAUAUAAAAUUAGUACAUAGAGACUUGGCUGCAAGGAACGUAUUAUUAGCUGCCGACAAAGUAUGCAAAAUAUCUGAUUUUGGUUUAACUCGAGAUGUUUAUGAAGAUAAUGCUUAUUUGAAACGGAGCAAAGGAAGAGUUCCUGUAAAAUGGAUGGCCCCAGAAUCUUUAGCUGACCACAUUUAUACUACAAAGUCAGAUGUUUGGAGCUUUGGUGUUUUGGUUUGGGAACUAGUGACUUUGGGUGCAACUCCUUAUCCCGGAAUCGCCGUUCAGAAUCUGUACCACCUCCUGCGUCAGGGUUAUCGGAUGGAAAGACCCAAUAACUGCUCGCCAGCAUUGUACAAAAUAAUGAGACACUGCUGGCAAAUAGACCCGGAGAAGAGACCUACAUUCCAAGAGUUGAGCAAAUGUUGGGAGAGACUUCUAGAAGACAAAAUGGAAUACAUAAAUCUGUCCAGUAAUGCAAUACAUAACAGAGGAUACUUUCUCUCUCCAUUCGAAGAAGAAAAUUCCCCUAAAGAGUCUCCAACUUCCGACAUCAGUCCAUUGAACUACCUGUCAAGAACCCAAUCUUACGAGAAAUGUGGUUCAAUAGAGAAGGCAUUGGAGGCAGAACUACAAAAAAUCACUAAUACACAGAAUACCACCCAGGGAUAUGAGACUCCUGUCAAAGUUCCAAGGAAAGUGAAAACACCAAGCAAUGAGAAUCCAGAAGAAUAUACUGAUAUGUGCGGAAAAUCAUAGCUCGAUUAUAACUAGAUGCAAAUAUGAUUGGCAUCAGCUUUGGGAUUUGGAGAAGUGAAACACAGUUGUGGAAAUCCUCAAGGUCAACAAGGGAAGAAGGAUUAAUAUAUUUUCCUGACCAAGAGAUGAGAUAUCAUUUGAAAGUAUAUCAUUCAGCUUUUUGCUAUAACCAACUCCAUGCAUAUGUUUUUUGAACUAUAUAUUUGUUUAAAAAAAUCAAAAAUCGAUGAUAGCUACAAAGUCAUUUUUCAGUAAUGUU